Messenger RNA from Rubroshorea leprosula, 1975 nucleotides. NCBI's taxonomy places the organism in Eukaryota, Viridiplantae, Streptophyta, Magnoliopsida, Malvales, Dipterocarpaceae. The record is from the annotation of a GenBank genome assembly.
AUUUUUUCACUCUCCGUCCCAUUCCUUCCCACAGCCAUAAUCAACCUUUUCAUCUAGCAUCGCCGGCGACCCAUUCUUGCUGAAUAUUUUCUCCCGUAGCUUCCUGGUAUGGAACUGGCUACCUCUUUCAUCUCAGGCUCACAAUUUAGUCUCCUGUUUUCCAAGAAUAUCACUCCACGGUCUCCACCUUUGUUCCCACAUAAAUAUCCUGGAAUGAUCCAGUUUUUCAACUCCCAAUCUGCGUUUCCGGGGAUGACAUCAAAUGGGUAUGUGGGUCGAAGUAGCAGGUUGGGGAUCAACAAUAAUAUUAGUUCUAAUUCAAGUUACAGAAACAGUAGCACUAAGAUAUACACGAGGCAGGACUCCUGCUUGGUCAUUCCUCCAGCCAGAGGCAAGAAACCGCGCGCAAUCAUCAAAUUCUUGGGUGGAGCUUUCAUUGGAGCUGUCCCUGAAGCUACUUAUGGGUACAUGAUUGAGCUUUUGGCAAAGGAAGGAUUUUUUAUAAUCUCUGUGCCGUACAAUGUGACAUUUGAUCAUGCACAAGCUGCUAACCAAGUUUAUGAAAGGUUCAAUGCCUGCUAUGAUAAACUUCUUGCUUCUGGAUUUUCAGAUGCUAAUCUUACGCCUGCCGAUCUUGUUAACCUUCCCGUAUACUGUGUUGGCCACAGCAAUGGUGCCCUUCUCCAAGUACUCACAGGGAGUUAUUUCUGUGAGAAGAUACCAAAGGCUAAUGCCAUUAUCUCAUACAAUAACAGAUCAGCAACAGAGGCAGUUCCAUACUUUGAGCAGUUGGGUCCUCUAGUUAGACAGAUGAUGCCAAUGGUGGAAGCUUUUCCUGUGUAUUCAAUGGCAAGGAGUGCAACAGAUGAUGCUUGGAAGGCAUUGCUUGAUACAGCUGGACAAAUGGUACCAGACAGUGACCAGGAAGCCUUAGUUUCAUUCACCAAAUUUGUUGAUCAGUUGCCCUCAGUUUUUGGCCAGGUAACAGAAGGGAUAUCAGAGUUCAAACCAACCCCUUCUGAGAAUCGUGAAUGUUGUAAGAACUCCUACAAUGUCCAACACACACUCCUGGUAAAGUUCAACUUUGAUACAAUUGACGAGACGGAUCUCCUUGAAGAGACAUUGAAGCCUCGUGUAGAGUCUAUUGGUGGGACACUAGAAAAGGUCCAGCUAUAUGGUAAUCAUAUAACACCAUGCAUCCAGGUAAUGGUUACAAAAUUAAUCUCUUGACCUCCCUCUUUCUUCUCAUCUCCAACACAAGAUGGGUGAUGCUUUCUGCCUUCUAGUUGCCAUAGUAGGAAUAUUACAUCUUCCAUUGAUGAUGGUGAUUGAGUAUUUGUAGCUAAGAAUUUGCUCAUUAUCUCUUCAUUUUUUAUUAAUUAACACUCAAGUAAGAAAAUGAGCUUUUUAUUACUUUUCACGAUAUUAACUUAAGUUCUUGAAAAAGACCUCUUGCUGGUCUAUCUUUCGAUUCAUCCAUUUCUAACAAAGUGCAAUUUGCAUUCCCUCACUAGGAACCGAAAUGGCAAGUAGGUGACUUGUAUACUCCAGCAGAUGCUAUAGCUCAGGGACUCAAGACUCUUUCACUCAAUGAAAUUCGAGUCCUCUCCAGAACUAUUAGUGACUGGUUCAGGCGCCUUGAAGAUUGAAGACCCUAGACUUCAUACUGAAAGUUGAUUCACUACAAAGGCCAGAGUCAGCCCUAUAUAAUAUUUUGAGAGUUUGAGACUGAUAUCUAAAAUCUCCAUUCAUCUGAUAAUGAUCAAUGUGGAACAAGUAACUCUUUAACUUCUGUUUCAACUGAAUCAGCAAACUCUGAAUGUAUACAUGUAAAUUGUAAAUGCAUAUCUACUCAGGGGUGUAUAGUUACUUUGUUAUGAUUAAUGCUCUAAAGAGCCUGCAUUUCAGUUUUUUUUUUUUUGGGUUAAAUGAUGUAAAUAUUUUUGUUUCAUUGGCCGUUAAAUGAUAUUCUUUA